This is a messenger RNA of Funneliformis mosseae, 1212 nucleotides long. Lineage: Eukaryota; Fungi; Glomeromycota; Glomeromycetes; Glomerales; Glomeraceae. The record is from the annotation of a GenBank genome assembly.
AUGGAAUUUGAAAAGAAUAUUGUGAACUAUCUCGAGUCAAAGCAAUCUGCUGAAUGGAGUUUAAUUGGAGUUCUACGAUAUUUAGCUGAGAAUAUGGAAUACACAAGUGAAACACGAAAUAAAGCUAAUAAACUUUGCGAAUCUUUGAAGCAAACUCUAACUCGCAUAGAUAUUAAUGAAUUCCUAGACCAACAAGAUGUUAAAUUUUCUAAGAAACAUUACGUGACAAAUGUUGAAAAAAGUGUUAUUAUAGAUAAAAUAGUAGUAGUAAAAGAAACCAGUAAAAUAUUCGCAGUGGAUCAUAACAAUGAAGUCAUUAAAAACUCAAUUGUUGAAGUUGUAAGGGAAGAAGGAGUAAGUGCGCAAGUAGAUGGUGGAAACAUAAGUAUAGAACAGACUACUGAGGGUACACAAGAUGAAGUUAAAGUAGAUGAAAAUGAGAAGAUGAUAUGCGUAAAAAGCAUACUUGAGGACUCGAUGACAGCUUCAACUGUUGAAAAGGCUACUGCAGAAUUUUUCUUAAAAAACUUUUCUACUACUACAAUUAUGGAUUUACGCCCAAAAACAGAAUUUUCAUUAGCUCUGGAUUCGAAGCUUCAAAUGGAAAUAUUACACGAAAUUUUUGAUCCAAUUGAUAACGGAUACGUAACAGAUGAGAUUCAUGAUUUUCUCGUCAUAUUUUUCAAUGAAGACCAAAGUGCAGGAGGCUGGGCUGAAGCUAUUGAUAAUAUGACCAUUAAUAAUGAUGAUUCGAAAAUGUUAGGAAAAAUCAAGAAGCUGAUAAAAGAAACUCUUCCAAAAUUCGAGGGGGCUAGACCAGGAGCAUCCCAGAAAAAAAGCAUUGAUGACGAUGAUAAAAAUGCCAAAAGCAUGAAAGCGCUUUACAAUAAUAUUGUAAUAGCAGAAGCUGAUUCUCGUCACCAGCUUUUUACGAACCUGAAAAUAUACGGCCUGACUGCAUUUAAAACAGAAGUGUCACUCAUAAUGAUGGAUUUUCGCAGCGUUCAUAGGUUGUUUGAGAUUGAUCAUUUCAGAAUACCGAAAGAUUGGAUUGAUAUGUCAAACUUUGUAUGGAUGUAUGAGGCUAUAAUUAAGUGGGCUUUAUGUGUUAAUUCAACACGAGAGGAGUUUAUUAAACAUAGAAAGAAAAGAAAAGCAACCCGAUACUUCAAGUCAAUUAAUGCAAAAAAAUUAGCACGAUUGAGAACUUAG